AUGGACUCGUGCAACCUGCUCGCCCAGGCCCUGCUGCUCCUCACCCUGGGCAGCGUGGCAACAGGUGACUGUCAGACCGGCCGUGCGUCUGCGCCCGUGUCCCUCCCGCCCCCGUCCCAGGCCAGCGUCACCCCGAAACCAAGGGUCUCCCUGAGCCCCCCGUGGAGCAGAAUAUUCCGGGGCGAGAGCGUGACCCUCACCUGUCAUCUCGGGAACGGUUCCCUGCUGACUGGCACUGCCGACUGGACACACAACAGCCGCCCUCUGAAUGAAAGCACGUCCAGUCUGACCAUCUCCGACGCCAGAGAGCUGGACAGCGGCGAGUACAGGUGUCAGGGCGGGGACACGCAGCCCAGUGACCCCGUGCGCCUGGGCAUCUUCAGUGACUGGCUGCUGCUGCAGGCCACCGCCGAGAACCUGAGUGAGGGCGAGCCCCUCCUCCUGCAGUGCCACAGCUGGAAGAACUGGAAAGUGGACAAGGUCAUCUUCUAUAAGGACAACGUGUCCAUCAAGUACUGGUACGAGAACCACAACAUCUCCGUGGACAGAGUCACCCUGAAUGACAGUGGCCACUACCGCUGCGUGGGUCGGGUCCGCAAGGUGGAGAGGGAGUCCGAGCCGGUGCUCAUCGUGGUGCACAGGGCUUCCCGCAGCUCCCUGCCCUGGCUGCGGCUGCUGGUCCCCGCGCUGCUGCUGGCCCUGCUGGCCGCGGACUCGGCCCUGUUCGUCCUCACCCGGCAGGAGCUCACGAUGCUGCAGAGAGCACCGAGAGGCAGGAAGGGCCGAACCACGCGCGCGGCCCCGCGCUCCAGGACAGACCCCGCCAACCGCUGA
Sorex araneus (European shrew) is the source of this 834-nucleotide messenger RNA. RefSeq names its product Fc epsilon receptor Ia (gene FCER1A). Gene Ontology annotation, molecular function: transmembrane signaling receptor activity. NCBI's taxonomy places the organism in Eukaryota, Metazoa, Chordata, Mammalia, Eulipotyphla, Soricidae. The transcript has 5 exons. The coding region runs from base 1 to 834 and encodes 277 amino acids. Gene Ontology annotation, biological process: cell surface receptor signaling pathway. The record is from RefSeq and is a predicted model, not a curated record.